AUGGCGUCGCUAGGCAUGCGCAACAUGGCAAGCAUGCUUAGCUUCGUCACCCACGCGCCACCAGACAUAGUAAAACCACCUCACAUCGUGGGACUUUCGACGACUCCGCUUCAGUUUGCUAGUCCUCAAAAGAUGGGGUUCUUUUUCACCGAAUUCCUAAAGUGGAAGAUGGUCUUCCAUGGACUGGGAAGUCCCGACCACCAAGCGUGGUAUUCUCUUUUUGAGCCGCAAGACGCCAUAAAGACGCAUAAUUUCACUUAUGGCACAGAUCAUGUCAGUGACGACAAGCGUGAAGCCAUUCUUUCUCGAAUCCGAGUAUCGUCCGAUACCGCCUUCCUGCUCAAGGCCUUUGUUGAGGAGCUUCAUAAGCAGGCCGAGUCUGCCGCAGCUCAGGAUGGAUGCCUAAUUGUAGUGGUCUCUGGGGAGAUGACUCCCGAGCUCAACAUCUGUCUCAGUCUAGAUGGAUGUAGCAGCUACCUGAGAAAGAGCUCUUGGUUUGAUGAUCUAUCCAAGAUGUACGGCGUUCCAAUCACGCUUAUGACACCAUCGUUGUUCUCAACAGGAUGGAAGAUGCAUCCUUUUCUGGGUCAAAUCAAGCCGGAACUCACCUCUCCCGAAGAAAUGGAGACGAUGCUUGCCCAGUCCUGCGGCGGGGCAUUCACAGAGGCAAUAAUCAAAGCUCUUCUCAGCCUUACUCAGUUCGAAGGAUCGGUUGUUGAAGCAGCCAACGUAACUGGAAAAGAGCUUUUUGCUCCACUUUACAAUGCUAUCCACGAUAGCCUCAUUAAUCGGACUCCAGAGGAAGGCGUCGCCGUGGGUAACGGCUAUCCGUUUUUAAAGGGCGCAUUUGGAGGCUCGAAGGAGUCUCAGCUGUGCCACAUCCAAUUCCUGGCCCAACAGGAGCUUCGAUCUUGCCCCGGCGAUUGGGACCAGCCUGGCAACAAAGAAUCCCGCAGCACGCUACUAACGCUGCUCCAGUCCCUGAACCCGCAGGAGGAUCGAGUCCGGGAGACGUUUACUCUAAUAGAGUGGCGUUGUUCAAUGAACUUUGUGGCUGAUGCAACUUUACUCUACCUUGACUUGCCUCAACCCCAGGGAGAAACCUGUCGCAACUGGAAUUGGGACAUACAGCAACAUACCGACGCAGCCAAAAAGGAUUUUGGACGCCUUCGCUCUGAGAUUUUCGGUCAACUCACGGAGUAUUGGCCCAGAAACUCUCUCCCAGUAGGAAUUCAACGCAACAACUUUCGCGAUAAUCUGUACUGGCGUCCCCUGCAGUACUUGUCCACGGCCAUUUGCGAAAAUGUUUUUGACUCAAGCAAUUACACAAAGUCUGCAGCCGCCGGGUUCGAAGCCAUGAACAAGGCCAAAACCUUUAUCACGAGAAUGGCUGAACUUCAGUUUCUCAUGAUCCGCAACGGAAACAGCACGGUCAUGAACCUUGGUCAAGCUUGGGCUGAUUGUGCCCUAGGUCCGAAUGCUAGCACCUCGCCCGCGCCUGUCGUUUAUACAACGCCAUCUGCACUCCCUUUGACUGCAUCUGUCGCACAUGCUACACUGGAUGGCGCCAGCCCAAAUGUUUUUGUUGUAACGGAGAAAAGGACAGCAUUCCCAUCUGAACCUGCUUUGAUGGCCGCCCAGAAGUCGGCUGCCGCGGUAAAAGCAGUACCAAACCCCGUUGUUAGUUCUCAGCAAGAGAAAAGCGACGUUACGGAUAUUAGCUUAAAGCUGCAGGCCGAUCCCCAGCUCUUGGAGCGAGUGAGGCUAUUUCUUGCCCAUCAAGGGCAGAGCAGUGACGAGAAAACAGCAAAAUCUGUAGACUGUCCUAUCGACUCAAUUGCUCGUCUCGGCGCCUCGCCAGACAGCAAGGCCAAGUUGCCCACAUCGUCGGAUCUCGUGCUGGGAACUGUCCCACCCCUCCAGCCGUUCAAGGCUACGUCGCCACAGAUGAAAUCAAUGCAUGAGAGGAAAAGGAUGCUGGAUCAGAUGGAUGCUAGGGCUCAGGAGGAGGACGCAAAAGUCAACGAGGCCAGAAAGAUCCAGAUGGGCGCCAAAUGGUCGGCGAAAAACUGUUGGUGA
Messenger RNA from Pyricularia oryzae 70-15, 2079 nucleotides. RefSeq lists its product as uncharacterized. Lineage: Eukaryota; Fungi; Ascomycota; Sordariomycetes; Magnaporthales; Pyriculariaceae. The coding region runs from base 1 to 2079 and encodes 692 amino acids. The transcript has 5 exons. The record is from RefSeq and is a predicted model, not a curated record.